AUGGCCCUGCGAGUCAAGCCGACGACUGCCCUGGUUCCGUUCCGCGCGGCGGCCGCCUUCCCCAUCACCUCCCGCCGAGACGCAAGCUCACUGACUCCUCACGGAGCUGGCUCGAGCCUCGUCAAGCCCCGUAAGGAAGUUCCUCUUCCCAGCGAAGAGGGCACCAAGGGCGUUAUCCAAUAUGCUUUGACCUCUCUCGACGUCAUCGCCAACUGGGCCCGCCAGUCGUCCCUCUGGCCUAUGACCUUUGGCCUCGCUUGCUGCGCCGUCGAAAUGAUGCACCUCUCCACGCCACGUUACGACCAAGAUCGCCUGGGAAUCAUCUUCCGAGCCUCCCCCCGCCAGUCCGACGUCAUGAUUGUCGCCGGCACCCUCACUAACAAGAUGGCUCCGGCGCUGCGCCAAGUCUACGAUCAGAUGCCCGAGCCGCGAUGGGUUAUUUCCAUGGGAAGCUGUGCCAACGGCGGCGGCUACUACCACUACAGCUACAGUGUUGUUCGGGGCUGCGAUCGUAUCGUCCCUGUGGAUAUCUAUGUGCCGGGCUGCCCGCCCACCAGUGAAGCUUUGAUGUACGGUAUUUUCCAGCUGCAGAGGAAGAUGCGCAACACCAAGAUUACACGAAUGUGGUAUAGACGGUAA
Messenger RNA from Pochonia chlamydosporia 170, 639 nucleotides. Its product is annotated as mitochondrial NADH-ubiquinone oxidoreductase. Gene Ontology annotation, molecular function: 4 iron, 4 sulfur cluster binding; quinone binding; NADH dehydrogenase (ubiquinone) activity. Gene Ontology annotation, biological process: electron transport coupled proton transport; aerobic respiration; mitochondrial respiratory chain complex I assembly. The transcript has 3 exons. The record is from RefSeq and is a predicted model, not a curated record. Bases 1 to 639 code for a protein of 212 amino acids. NCBI's taxonomy places the organism in Eukaryota, Fungi, Ascomycota, Sordariomycetes, Hypocreales, Clavicipitaceae.